Tremella mesenterica DSM 1558 is the source of this 1041-nucleotide messenger RNA. RefSeq lists its product as uncharacterized. NCBI's taxonomy places the organism in Eukaryota, Fungi, Basidiomycota, Tremellomycetes, Tremellales, Tremellaceae. The coding region runs from base 1 to 1041 and encodes 346 amino acids. The record is from RefSeq and is a predicted model, not a curated record. The transcript is spliced from 2 exons.
AUGAAACACCUUGCGACCUUGCUAUCACACGUGGAAACGUUCACACUCGAUCCCUCGUACUUCCGCCCUCUCCCUCUUGACCAAUCACAAGCUUAUGAUUCCAUAUCGGUCACUCCCAGACAAAGCAAACUCUUCAACUUGACCACUCCUCGGACAGUCAGACCUACCUCGAGGAAUGUAAAGUAUCAUGACGUCGUUAUGGAGGAUGACCAUGUCGAGAUCGACGACCAUGAAACCUCAAUCAUACGUACUCUCAAACCUCUACCUAGAUCACAUCUCGUCACUGAAACCAACCAUCCAUUCGCUAUCGCCAGUCGAAUCCCCACGUACCCGUACCCGUUCGCAGCCCACGCAAACCACUCUGGUGACGUCGACGCUCGAGUCGUACCUCGUCUCACCCAAGAUAAUGACACCCGAGUGACUUGUUCCUUUUCCGACACUUACCAAACCACUGGUUCCUCUUCCGACACCGACCAGACUUGCCACCCUCACGUGUUUCCUUCACUCGGCGUCAGCGUCGAAACGAUCCAAGAGAGAGUUGAGAACGCAGGGCGAUCUGGUCAUGGACCCCAGUCAAAGCAUGAUAAACAUCCCUGGGUACAAGAAAUCCAUCAUCAUUAUAAAGUUUUCAACCAAAUCGACAUGUCGUAUAAUGAUAAAUCCGUCAAGAAUAUCAAUGUCGCGAAUGAUUCUUCCAUCACCACUACCAUCACUAAUAACGUUCAUCCUCUUCUUUCUCCUUCUCCUACGACACCCCCGCCGGCUUCGACUCGGGCUCGGGCUUCAAACCCACCCCCACCCCCUGCCCCACCGCCACCCUCGACCGAAGAACCCAUGCAAACACCCAGACCGCCAGGCGGCACGGGUCUGUCGUGGCUGCAAGAGCUGAAAGAUAAGAAACCGAUAAUCGAGAGCAAGAUGAGAGAUAGAGCCAAGGAAGCUCAAGACAAUGAGGUCGUCGAUGCUUUGAGAGAAGAGGAGACGCAGAGACGUUUGAGGGGCAUGUUGGAUAAGGACCGAGAGAAAAGAGGGAAGCGAUGA